CAGCGUCAGCUCCUUCUCUGUUGGGGUCCUGACUCAGGUCCUCAGGAAAGACUUCACUGGAUCUACGCUCAAGAGGACUCUCCCAGGUCUUCUGACCCCGCUACGUCAUUGGAAAGUGCCAAGACCUUAAGACUUGGUGACUGUAUAUAUGCCUUGUUUCCUGGGUCCACGGGAAGCAUGAGUCUGUUGGGACCUGGGAGAAGACGAAAACAAGACAUCUUCACAAGGAAAACCAGACACUAACAAAAAGUAUCCCAAACUCUGAAGAGGCAGAAGACAAACAUGGCGGAGAGAGGACUUGGGGAUCCGCCAGAGGACUCUCAAAAGGAUUUGGAAAAUGAACCAUCAAUAAACUCUCAGGCACAGGAGACCAUAGUCACAGCAAGUGCCACCAAAGAAGCUCAGACCCUGAGCCCUCCAGCUGGCCUCAACAAAGACCCCCAAGAGGUAGAAACAAUAGGUUCAGGACGCACCAGUACAGCUGAUCUAUCAGAAAGUCCCAGCGAAACAAAUUGUGAAAAAUACCCAAAGGAUAAAACAGAACAUGAGACUAGCCAGAAUUUUCAGGAUGGCGAACAAGAGCAUCAGCUCUCUUCAGAAAGUCUGGGUGAAGAAUCCUUGCGUCCAGAGCCCAGCGGUUCUCCAGGUGACCAGGCAGGAAGAGCAGAUGCACCGACAGGGAGCAGCUCCUUGGACCUCCCUGAGGAAGCGAGCAGCAGGCCUGGAGCUGCCCAGGAGCCACCUGCCAUAGACUCCCUGGGGGCCCAGAGUCCUGGUCCCUCCAGUGCAGGACUGGAGAGCCAGGGGACACUGAGGAGGCGACUGGUGGAGCCAGAAGCUGAAAGUCAUCAACAAGAAACACGAACAUUGGAAGAAGACAAUGAGGAUGCACAGGAAGCCAUCAGAAACAUCAAUAACAGGGAUUUUUGGAGCUAUGGCUCCAUCAUUUUUGGUUUCCUGGUUGUUGUGGCUCUUGUUUUGAGCUCCGCUCAUAGCUAUUUCUCACCAGCCCAACAAGUGUCCCCGAAUCCAGCUCUGGAGGCCUUCCUGGCUCAGUUCAGCCAGUUGAAGGAGGCGUUCCCAGGCCAGAGCCCUUUCCUGUGGCAGAGGGGACGUAAGUUUCUCCAGAAGCACCUCAACGCUUCAAACCCCACCGAGCCGGCCACCAUCAUAUUCACAGCGGCUCGAGAGGGGAGGGAGACUCUCAAGUGCCUCAGCCACCGUGUCGCUGACGCCUACACCUCCUCCCAGAAGGUCUCAGCCAUUCAGAUCGAUGGGGCUGGGCGAACCUUGCAGGACAGCGACACGGUCAAGCUGUUGGUUGACAUGGCCCUGAGCUCAGGAUUUGAGAACGGCCAGAAGGCCGCUGUGGUGCACCGCUUCGAGUCCCUUCCCGCAGGCUCCACCUUGAUCUUCUACAAGUACUGUGACCACGAGAAUGCCGCCUUCAAAGACGUGGCCCUGGUCCUGACCGUCCUCCUAGAGGAGGAGACGUUGGAGGCAAGCGUCGGCCCCAGGGAGACGGAAGAAAAGGUGAGAGAUCUGCUCUGGGCCCGGUUCACCAGCUCGAACGCGCCCCACUCCUUCAACCACAUGGACUCGGACAAGCUGAGUGGGCUGUGGAGCCGCAUCUCCCACCUGGUGCUGCCUGUCCAGCCCGUGCGGCUCAUCGAGGAGCAGGGCUGCCGGCUGUAGGUGGCGGCGCGGGCCGCAGGGGCUGUGCGUUCAUUAAAGUCGGCUUGAAAGCCUUCCGAGUCCAUGCAGGGCAGUUGCUGAAUGUGCGGAAAUCGCCUGAGAUGCACAAGGGAGCUGCUUUUGGGGGAAAAGACCUUCUAUUUUUCACUUCUUGUAAAAUGUUUCUAACCUAAGCUUGACAAAGCUAAAAGCUGACCUGACUUUGUUUUCUUGUCUUUCAAGCAAAUAGGGUUGGAAAUGUAACAUGGUAUAUAUAACUGACUUUUUUUAAAUCUAAAAAUAGAGCAGCAGAAUUAUUGCACAGGAAAAUAAUCUCAGAGUAACUACAGAGUGAUUUUUGUAUCAUAUAGGAAAUAUUUCAAAAACUCAUUUUAAUAGUCUAGCUGUGGGAUUACAGUUUAUACUAAUUUGCACUUUUGAAUAGUAUGAAAAAAGGAAAUUUGUAUUCAAAUACCUAAAGAGUUUAUGUAAGUCACUAUGCUAUUUUUCUGUUAAUGAGCUGAGAUAAAAGCAGCUGUACUCAAAAAAAUGUUUUUUAAAAUUGGAAACAAUGGGGGAAUUGUUUACACUCAUAGGGAAUGAAGACAUUCUAAGUGGCUGUACCUUUACCUCAGCUCUUCUGAAUUAUCUCGAGCACUGAUUUUCACGCUGUGUCUACUGUGCCCCCCGACCCCCUACCCCCACCCUGUAUUGGAACAGUUCUGCUUUGGCUGUUUCAUAGGGAUUCUUCAUAAGAUUCAGUUGGAACAGAGAGCCCCACUGCUGAUGGGGUUCGAAAAUCACUGAUGGAGCAAGAAACCAUCUUAGAAGACAGGAAAUGGGUAGAAAAAAAUGAAUGUAUUAAAAGUCAUGAGUAGGAAGAGAACAAAGUAUAGGUUUAUUGUACAGACAUGCUUUUUAUGUAAGUUAAAGACCUACAGAUGAACAGCAGAACAUUUAAAGUAGUAUUUACUAGCAUAUUUCUGAUGCUUUUGUUAAUUUUUGUUAAUCACCAUUUCUCUCUCCCCUGAAUAGAAUUUUAUAAUUGUCUAGGACGAGAGUGUGAGUGUCCUUUAAGAAGAAAAAAUUUUAAUAACCAACUGAGUAAUAAAAUUUACAUAGGUACAUUACCUAACUUUACCAUGUUUAGUUGUUAAACAGUAAUAGAACAUUAUAUAAUGCACCUCAUUUCUUUAUCUGCCAGUUAGAAGUACCAUUAGGUUAGCAAUUAGAGAAAUGCAAGAGAUGUAUACUUAGUGAGAGGAAGCAAAAAUGGUAGAUAAUUUCUAAGAGGUUCUAAUGGUCAAUAUGAAUUGUCAGACCAUGUUCUGUGAUUGUUAGAAAGAUCGAGACAGUGUUUAUGAAGACAGCAGGAUUUUUUGUUUGUUUAAAUUUGAGCUCUGAAAGCAGAACUCUGGUAAGUGAUCUUGACCUAAUGAAGGGCCUGUCCCAUUACAUGGCCGUCCUAGGAACUAUCACCACCUUCCUGGAGUGUCUCAACUAGGUUUUGGCCCGUCUGCUGGCAGGAGAGCAGAGAAGUCAUCGGAUUAAAGCAUGGAAGGAGUUCUGGAAACAGAAGAUAUAGAUAUCUAUCUAUUUGGAAAUAUCUGUCACAGGAAAAACAGAUAAAUCUAUUCUAACUCAGGUAGAGGCAUACCUAAAGGGUUGAUUUUCAUUUGGGAUUUUAGGAAGGAACCUUCUAACAGAGUCGAGGAAAAGCCCACCUGAAUAAAAAGUCAAAGCAUAGUGAAUAUAAUAUCGAUCCAAUAUACACUCAGAGGAAAUAAAUUGAAGAAAGAUCUAUAUACCAUAUUCGAAUUUUUUCCUGUACAUUCUAGGUCUCAGAUGCUAGCAUUACAUCACACAAACCGAUGGUGCCUUGUAGAACUGUUCCGUGGGCCGGCUGACCUGGGCUGCCUCGGAUCUCAAAAGAGCCAGUGUGACCUGUGUGUGUCUAAUGUCAGUGACUCAGAUCAGAGCUGAAACAAAGACUCUUGUUUCUUCAUUCAGUUGAAUAUGGUUUUCCAUUAUUUCCUUUCGAUAUAAUUUAGAAAAGGAAAUUUCAAAAAAUCCUAACUUUUACUGGUCAGCCUUUGUUAAAAAAUACUUUUCCUUCCAUGCAUAAGUGUAAUCAUCUGAAACUAUUGUCAGUUUUCUGUUCACUGCUUCAGAGAUCAUUUUAAAAAGAAGCAGUAUAUUAGCUCUGGGUCUUCUUAUGAAAAAAAUUAUUUUUAAAGCAUAAAACUUUAUAUUUUUUAAAGGAACAAAUAAAAUUUAUUAUCUAAUAGACUCUUAGGUUAAUUUCUACUUGAUUGUUUCUAUUUUCCUCCAUUUUUCAGGUUUCCAGAUUUUCUUUUGUAUGUUCAGUAGUUCAUCUUUCAUUCCUACAAUAGAUAUUUUGUUUUAUUUGACUUAGAACAAGAACUUGUGGGCAUAUGAACAUACAUGAUACCCAAACACCACCAUUUAAUUAUUAUCACAGAACAACUCUCAUUACAUCAUAUAUUAACAUAAAACUUUCUGACUGAUAACAGCAUCCUAGAAGCAACUGGUGGAAUCAGAAAUUGUGUCUGGACUUGAGUUUUCCCCCCUGUGGUAUAAAUUUUAGGUUCCCCAGUAAGUUUCUAAGGGUUGGCAGAGAAGUUCCAGGGGAUUCCUAUCCCUAGGGGUAGUAAUGAUAGAGUUUCUAUUUUUUAAAUCAAUAAAAUAAUUUAAAUGAGUUUCAUUUGAAAGCCUCUCAGUUUACGGUGGUAAGGCCCAGCAUACCUAUGACCCCCACCCCACCCAGCUAAGGGACCCCCUUGAACAGUGGUGGUGCUGAGGUGGUUUUGACCUUUUCACAGUUUUUAAUUGUUUGAAUUAUACUUCUAUCUGUUAAAGAGAGGUGGCAUAAUGAGCACUGACAUUAGAAAAUAACAAGUAUAACACAUGAAAGUGAUAAUUCAGCAACAUGAUCUUCGCCAGGACUGUAUUAGCAUAUCUCUGAUCAAAAUUGUUUCCCAGCAUAUACAGGUGUCUAGUACUUCAAAAACUAAUGUUAAAUAGGAAAUGUGAUUAUAUCUAAUUAGGGUUAUCAUUCAACGAGAAUAACUUUAUAUCCAUGUAGCUUAUUUGUAAAGAAGUACUUUCAAAAAGCAACAUGAAAACUUUGUAUCAUUUGAAAAUAAAACAUAAACCAGUACAUAUUUGUAAAGUGCUCAAUAAAUUAUUUCAUAAAAGCAGUUUUUAUAUCUGUUUAAGUCAAAUAUAUAGUUAAUACCAGUAUUCAUUUUAAUAUUUUGUUUGCCAAUCUGAGCACAAUGUAUUUCAUUUUUAAAUUUGUUGAACAGUCAUAGUGGUUUUGUCUUGGUUAUUUUUUUCAAAAUUAAAGUACCUUCAACACUGUGUAUCACUGUUGAUACUUUAUAUAUGAAUUUUGAGUAUUAUUGAUUACAAAUCUCUUAAUCACAAUCCAAGGAAAUACAAAAUGAUUACAUUUUUUUCUAAAGGCUUUUAUGAGCUGAUCAUAUCCUGAGCCUUAAGGGUCACACACUUGUGAAUAAUAAUAAAUUUGCAGAGAAGAUGUUACCAAGCCUAGAGAGAAGUAAAUUAAGAUAUCUACGUAAAACAGUUUCUCCAGAGGACUUUAAAAUACGCCUUUUUCCUAUUGAUUCACAGUUUAGGUUCUAGGUUGUGGUCUAAAUCUGCCUUACGGGGACUGAGACUGGACUCAUUAACACUCAUUUCCAACUAAUAAGCUACGGCAUGGCUUCUCUACCUGGUUUUAAAAAUAUGUACAUAGACUAAGAAAGAGCACUGGCCUUGCCCAAACAGCCGGAGAACACAAGCAGCAUCCGCUAGUCUGCAGAUAAAUCUGUAAAGCUGAAUAAUGGAGUCCUUAGUGCCUUCCCUUCUAUUACCUGUGGUAUCUAUUUCAGCUUAGUUUGAUGUCUUUAAAAAUCCAGAGAGUGGCUCCUGUAUUGGGAAAUGAUCUCCCACGUUUCCUCACUGGGGCUCAUAAAUGAAAUCUGCCCUUGGCUCAGAGCACUUACCUGAAUUUAAAAGAAGCUUUGGACUCGGGAAGCAACCGGCUGGGGAACGCGGUGGCAGGGCGGCAGCGCAGGAUGUUAGGCUGCCCCUCGCCCCAACCUCAUCAACACAAAGCUACCGGCAGCUGCUCCCAGUCGAUCAGAUUUCCUGAGAUGGAAACCUAUUUGCCAUCUCAGCCAUCAGAGAAAGAAGCAGCACCUUGACUUUCAAACACAAUUGCAUUUUUUUCUUCUAUUUAGCAAAACCCCGUGGGCUUUGCCAGUAUUCAGGUCGCCGUUCUUGACAUUCCCGGUCAUUCCAACUGUGAUUGCUUUUGCAUUUGCUGCAUGUUGAAGGAUGUGCCUUAUUCAAAUCAAUCGUCUGGUUUUACCAAAAAUAAAUCUUAA
Pteronotus mesoamericanus is the source of this 6089-nucleotide messenger RNA. RefSeq names its product torsin-1A-interacting protein 2-like. The record is from RefSeq and is a predicted model, not a curated record. The transcript has 5 exons. NCBI's taxonomy places the organism in Eukaryota, Metazoa, Chordata, Mammalia, Chiroptera, Mormoopidae. The coding region runs from base 283 to 1695 and encodes 470 amino acids. Gene Ontology annotation, molecular function: ATPase activator activity. Gene Ontology annotation, biological process: endoplasmic reticulum organization; membrane organization. Gene Ontology annotation, cellular component: membrane; endoplasmic reticulum.